Messenger RNA from Phacochoerus africanus (Common warthog), 1114 nucleotides. It is a transcript of the gene AQP8, whose product is annotated as aquaporin 8. Gene Ontology annotation, biological process: transmembrane transport; water transport. The transcript has 6 exons. Gene Ontology annotation, cellular component: plasma membrane. Gene Ontology annotation, molecular function: water channel activity. The record is from RefSeq and is a predicted model, not a curated record. The coding region runs from base 77 to 868 and encodes 263 amino acids. NCBI's taxonomy places the organism in Eukaryota, Metazoa, Chordata, Mammalia, Artiodactyla, Suidae.
UCCUGGCCGGGAGAGCAGGUGCGGGUGGUCCCAGCCAGCUCAGGUGACAGCCCUGUCCACACGCGCCUCAGCUCUGAUGUCUGCAGAGGCAGCUGCCUCCAUGUGUGACCUGGAGUUUGGGGGCAUCAAGGUGAAGGAGCCCAGCAAGGGGGGCAGGUGGCGUGAGGGCUGGUAUGAGCGAUUCCUGCAGCCCUGCCUGGUCGAACUGCUGGGCUCGGCCCUCUUCAUCUUCAUCGGCUGCCUGUCGGUCAUUGAGAACAGGCCGGACACUGGGCUGCUGCAGCCGGCACUGGCCCAUGGGCUGGCCCUGGGCCUCGUCAUUGCCACGCUGGGGAACAUCAGUGGCGGACACUUCAACCCUGCGGUGUCCCUGGCAGCCAUGCUGGUCGGAGGUCUCCACCUGACGAUGCUUCUUCCCUACUGGAUCUCCCAGCUGUGCGGGGGGCUGAUCGGGGCUGCCUUGGCCAAGGCAGUGAGUCCUGAGGAGAGGUUCUGGAAUGCGUCUGGGGCAGCCUUUGUGACGGUCCAGGAGCCGGGGCAGGUGGUAGGGGCAGUGCUGGCAGAGAUCAUCCUGACGACACUGCUGGUGCUGGCCGUGUGCAUGGGCGCCAUCAACAAGAAGACGCAGGGUCCUCUGGCCCCAUUCUCCAUCGGCUUCUCUGUCACCGUGGAUAUCCUGGCGGGCGGUGCUGUGUCUGGAGCCUGCAUGAAUCCCGCCCGAGCCUUUGGACCUGCUGUGGUGGCCAGCUACUGGGACUUCCACUGGAUCUACUGGCUGGGCCCGCUCCUGGCCAGCCUGGUUGUAGGAGGGCUCAUCAGGUUCUUUAUCGGAGAUGGGAAAACUCGCCUAAUUCUAAAGGGACAGUGAAGCUGAGAUGGUGGGAUUCCUGCUGCCCCAGGGGCCCUCAGUGGCCCCAUCCUGGACUGCAGACAAGACAGCUCUGCCUUUCCUGCUGGGGCAGAGCUCCCGAGGAGCAAGUGACCUGCGUCCCCUGACUUGGGCCUGGCCUCUCAGGUGGGCCAGGUUCUUCGACUUCCUUUGUGGUCGUCAGAGACCUCAGCCUGGGGAAUGUGUUGCCAGCGCCGCCCAGAAGGAGGUGGCAGCAGCACAGCA